This is a messenger RNA of Apodemus sylvaticus (European woodmouse), 3235 nucleotides long. It is a transcript of the gene Scamp5, whose product is annotated as secretory carrier membrane protein 5. Bases 182 to 889 code for a protein of 235 amino acids. Gene Ontology annotation, biological process: protein transport. Gene Ontology annotation, cellular component: trans-Golgi network membrane; recycling endosome membrane. NCBI's taxonomy places the organism in Eukaryota, Metazoa, Chordata, Mammalia, Rodentia, Muridae. The record is from RefSeq and is a predicted model, not a curated record. The transcript has 7 exons.
CCUCCACCCCACAAACCCCGAGUCCCACCUGGCAUUCCCUGGGAGCCGGCCUCCUCCUUUUGGGAUGGCGCAUGCAGCCGGGGAUGGGAACGUCUGGGAUCUGGUGACGGUCGUGUCGUAAAUGGCACCUGCAGGUCAGGACAGAGAGGUGUGAGCAGGCCUUCUGAGCCGCUGGUCCAUCAUGGCGGAGAAAGUGAACAACUUCCCACCAUUGCCCAAAUUCAUCCCGCUGAAGCCAUGUUUCUACCAAGACUUCGAGGCAGACAUCCCUCCUCAGCAUCUCAGCUUGACCAAGCGCCUCUACUACCUCUGGAUGUUGAACAGCGUCACGCUGGCCGUGAACCUGGUGGGCUGUCUCGCGUGGCUGAUCGGAGGCGGGGGAGCCACCAACUUUGGCCUGGCCUUUCUCUGGCUCAUCCUCUUCACACCUUGCUCCUACGUCUGCUGGUUUCGGCCCAUUUACAAGGCCUUCAAGACAGACAGCUCCUUCAGCUUCAUGGCGUUCUUCUUCACCUUCAUGGCUCAGCUGGUUAUCAGCAUCAUCCAGGCUGUGGGGAUUCCAGGCUGGGGUGUCUGCGGCUGGAUUGCCACCAUCUCCUUCUUCGGGACGAACAUUGGCUCAGCGGUGGUGAUGCUCAUUCCCACGGUCAUGUUCACAGUUGUGGCCGUCUUUUCCUUCAUCGCCCUUAGCAUGGUUCAUAAGUUCUACCGGGGUAGCGGAGGCAGCUUCAGCAAAGCUCAGGAGGAAUGGACCACCGGAGCGUGGAAGAACCCACACGUGCAGCAGGCGGCCCAGAACGCAGCCAUGGGGGCUGCGCAGGGCGCCAUGAAUCAACCGCAGACUCAAUAUUCUGCCACUCCCAACUACACGUACUCCAACGAGAUGUGAGCCAGCCAAGCCCACCAGGAGGCAGGGCUGGGGGCCAGUGGGACAGGGGGCUCGAGCCACAUCAUCUGUGUGGUGACCAAGCAGGGUUCCCCCUUCCCUUUUCUCCUCCCCAACUUUGUACAAAGAAUCAGAGUUAUAUAUAUAUAUAUAUAUGUAUAUGUAUAUGUCUGUGUCUAUCCCCUGACCCCACCCUUUGGGUCCUGCCCUUGGCACACCGGGAACUACACACUGCACAAGAAGUGUUUCUGUGCAUUGGUAGCCAAGUCUAUGUCCCCUUGUGAAAUAAUGUACAGUGGAGAUCUCUUGUUGUGGUGCUAGAUGUAUGUUUAGAACUAAACCAGCCCCUCCAUCCAUCAGGUUGUCCCUUCUGACCCUGGCCCAGGGACUCCACGGGGCAGGGGGAAGCCCAGCAGAGAGCCUGCUACCGUGUGCAGGAUUAUGAGCCUAAGCUAUUUCUGCCUUUAGUCCCAUUGGGAAGCAACAGUAUUAGUGUACGUGGUGAUAGGCAGGUUCUAGGGGGUGGGACAGAGACAAUGCUCCCUUGCUCCUACAGUCCUCCCUGUAGUCCUCCCUCAACUCCCCCUCCCACCUGUUUCUCCCUCACUGUGAGAUUCUUUGUGCUCAUUUCCCUAGCUGACUCUCCCAGAUCUUUUUCCUCCCCAAGUAGCUUUUCUUUGUCUUCCUAAGGCUGAGUGUCUCAGUUAUGUCUGCUUUUAAGACUGCCCAGAUCCCCCAAAUCCACUCCCCAGUUCCAGGAAACUGGCCUGGGAGCUGAGCCAACCCUGAUGUGAAAGGGGCACACAGCUUGGGGGUUCAGAGCCCAUUUGGUCCUUGACACCCAGGGAAUGGAAAUGCAGAGCUGGUCUCCUUAAUUCUGAAAGUCCGGCCUGCAGAGGCGGGCUUCUCCGUGUCUCUCCUUCUCCUGACCUCCAUCCCUUUCUGCCCAGAUCCACUUUAGCUGCUCUGCAUUUCCUGCUGGGUUGUACGAGGCACCUGCAGGUGUAAAGGGAGUGGUGGAGCAGAGGGCAUGCAACUCAUCAUUGGUCCCUGGGGGAGGUGAGGGCUUCUAGCUUCUCAGAGUGACCACUGGAUUCCCGGGAGAAGUAGCUGUUCUAAUUGAGCCUGGCAGAAAGGAGAGAGGUCAGAGGCCAGGUCUGAAGGGGGAGGAUCAGAGAAGUCAAAUAGGACCCACUGAGAGGGUGGCUCUCCUCUGCAGUCUCCCUUGCCCUUGGCUACAGGACACAUUCUGUGGAGAUGCUCCGGGGCCCAGUUCAAGCUGCAGGCACAAUGUCCUGAAUAGGAUGCCAGUCAGCAGGGAGGAAGGGAAGGAGGGCUCUGCCUUUAGUUUACUGGGUUCUGCCCUCCCCUCCUCUUCCGUUCAAGAGAACUACAGGACUUGAUUUCUGGCUCUUCCUGAGUUCUCUUGGAACUCCCUUGAGUCAUCUCUCGCUAGACUGAUCUUAGUUCCUGGGACUGUAUCUUUCAAGCAGUGUGUGGACGUGUCUGGUAGCAUAUCCCCGCUCUGUGUGAGGCCUGAGGUGGGUGGGCCUUACCAAGGAGCAGCUGGCUGUCUCUCACCUCCUUGCAACAGAAACCCACCUAGGCUAGGGAGACUGGAAAAAGGUUGAUUUGCCUUGGAUCCUAAGACUUGGUUUCAGGCCACCUCAAAGCUUUGAUUUUUCAGCUUCUUCCUUGUAAGAGAACCAAGAGUGUGUGCAAAGUUCCCUUCCUAUUGACUCCCUGGGCUUAGUUGAUUCUCUCCCCUACUGUUUUCUCUAUGGAGAGCAGUUGUCAUAGCUCCUGCCACCCUAAGAAAUUCUAGGGCUAGGUCCUCUCUUCUCCUCUUCCCCUCUCCUGGCUCCCCUUCUCUUAGUCCUCUGGUACUUCCAGAAGGGCUGUGAUCCAGCUGCCAGCCUCGCAUCCACAGCUGUUGGAUGUUUCCCCCAGUCAACUUCCUGUCCUAGCUGCCUUUCCUCUUUCCUGGCUCAGACCUAUUGGCCAUGCCUGGCACUGCCCUUGGGAAAGCCUGUUACCAGUGUCUGGCCCAGCUGCUCAGGCACUGGGAUGCUGCAUCUCCAGGCAACUAUGCACUUUCAUGAGGAGGGAAUGAGAGAAAUGGGGCUGGACACAGAUGGUUUGCUUGAGGGGUGUGGUGGGAGGGCCCAGUUGAUGCUGGCCACCCUCCUGUCUGUCGCCAGCCAGUGACCUGCUUUUGCAUUCUCCUGGGGCCCACUGCCCCUUGUUUCUGAGAGACACAAACUAUCCUCUCAUUGGCAGUUGACCUGCCUGAGCCAGUGUCUAUCUGUGUAACUGGAUGAACAUAAUAAAGGGGAUCGUUUGACCCUG